This is a messenger RNA of Zymoseptoria tritici IPO323, 906 nucleotides long. RefSeq lists its product as uncharacterized. The record is from RefSeq and is a predicted model, not a curated record. Gene Ontology annotation, molecular function: metallopeptidase activity; integrin binding; zinc ion binding. Bases 1 to 906 code for a protein of 301 amino acids. NCBI's taxonomy places the organism in Eukaryota, Fungi, Ascomycota, Dothideomycetes, Mycosphaerellales, Mycosphaerellaceae. Gene Ontology annotation, cellular component: fungal-type cell wall; cell surface; extracellular region. The transcript has 3 exons.
AUGCUGACCUCCCUCCUCCUAACCGCCAUCGGCGCCUCAGCCGCCGCCCUCCCAUCCGUCCCAUCCCUCGAAACCCGCCAAGCCCCCUUCGAAGUCCUCCAAGCCGCCCCCUGGGACGCCGGCGCCGUGACCGAAUGGCAAAUCCACCCCUCCUGCAACUCCUCCGAACGUCUCCAACUCCAACAGGGCCUCGACGAAGCCGUCACUCUCGCCACCCACGCCAAAGCCCACAUCAACCGCUGGGGCAACUCGUCCGAAGUCUACCGCAAAUACUUCGGGAACUCCCCUCCCUUUGAAGCCGCGGGCGCAUACGACAUCAUCAUCAAUGGAGAUCGUGCGGGAGCGUUGUUUAGAUGUGAUGAUCCAGAUGGGAAUUGUGCGGCGUUUCCUGAUGAAUGGGCCGGCCACUACCGCGGCCCCAACGGCACCCACGAAACAGUAAUCUGCCCCCUCUCCUACACCUCCCGGCAACACCUCUCGCAAAUCUGUUCCCAAGGCUACGACGUGCGCACCGGCUCCCGAACCCUCUACUGGGGUUCCGACCUCAUCCAUCGUCUCUACCACAUGCCGGCCUACGGCGCCAACGGCUACAUCGACCACUACGCAGAAGGAUGGGCUGGCAUCGUCACCGCCGCGAAAGAGGGGAGUCCGAAUUCGACCCACGACUCGGAUGGACUGCAGUUUUUCGCGCUGGAGGCGUAUGCUUAUGAUGUGAUUUAUCCGGGGGUUGGGUGUCCGGGUUCGAAUGCGCCGGUUACGGAGGAGGAGAUGGAGGGGAGUGGGGGACAUGGAGCGGCUGCGGCGGCGACGACGACGUCGAUGGCUGCUGCGCCGGCGGCGGUGACGGAUGCGCCGGCUGGACAGAACUGCCACACCCACGCCAACGGCGAGCUGCACUGCACUUGA